AUUCACAUCGGGGUUCUCCAAGAGACAAUAACCUGUAAUACGGCUGAGGGAGAGAGAGUGUGUGUGUGUGUGCAUCAUGGAUGUUCUUAUGCCCUCCAUGCUAGGGGAUGAUCCACACCUUAUGGCUGAACCGGAGAUCCAGAUCUUUGAGCAGCCCAAGCAGAGGGGAAUGCGCUUCAGGUACAAGUGUGAAGGUCGCUCGGCAGGAAGCAUCCCCGGGGAGAAGAGCUCUGACAACAACAGGACCUACCCCAGUCUGCAGAUCCUGAAUUACUGCGGUAAAGGUAAAGUGCGUGUUUACCUGGUGACCAAGAACGAGCCUUACAGACCACAUCCGCAUGACCUGGUGGGGAAGGACUGCAAAGACGGAUUCUAUGAGGCAGAGUUUGGUCCAGAUCGCAGAGUGAUUGCUUUCCAGAAUCUGGGUAUCCAGUGUGUGAGAAGGAGGGAGGUGAAAGAUGCCAUCAUGCAGAGGAUUACCAGAGGCAUCAACCCCUUCAAUGUGCCACGCGAGCAGCUGCUGCAGACAGAGGAGUAUGACUUGAACGUGGUUCGCCUGUGCAUCCAGGUUUUCCUGCAGGACGAGAAUGGCCACUACACCCGACCGCUCAAACCGGUCAUCACCAACCCCAUCUACGACAACAGGGCCCCAAACACAGCCGAGCUGAGGAUCUGUCGGGUCAACAGGAACAGUGGCAGUGUUAAGGGAGGGGACGAGAUCUUCUUACUGUGUGACAAAGUACAGAAAGAUGACAUUGAGGUGCGAUUCUUCUCCUCUGAUGGCUGGGAGGCCAAAGGUUCCUUCUCCCAGGCCGAUGUUCAUCGCCAAGUAGCCAUCGUCUUCAAGACUCCGCCCUACUAUAACACCUCCAUAAUUGAGUCGGUCACCGUGCACAUGCAGUUGCGCCGACCUUCUGAUCAGGAAGUCAGUGAACCGAUGGAUUUCAGAUAUCUGCCUGAUGACAAAGAUCCUUACGGCUACAAUGAGAAGAAACGCAAAAGAGAGAACUUGAUGAGGAUCUCAGGAUUGUCAGGUGGUCCUUUUGCUUGUCUUGGUGUGAACAGACCAAAGGCAGUGAGUCACAUGCGGAAAGACCUCGGCAAUAUGUACCUGAGGCAACAGCACACAACUGCAAUGCAGCAACAACCUAAUGUAUUCCAAAACCAGCCCUACCAACCAAGCCCUCAGAACUUAAUGAUGACAUCACAAGCUCCUAAUGUAUCAGUCAGCCAUUCAUGGGCGAAUCCCAACCCAGCACUCUCAAUGGAAACAGUCACCAUAAACCCAUCUGGUGCUAUGAGCAAUCUGCCACAUCCUAAUAGCAGCAGGCAACAGCAGCAAAACCGUACAUCUGGUUACUCCCACAGAGUGGAGCACAACAACUUUGAGAAUAACAUCCUCCCGCAGCUCACCAUUGGGGACUUGCAGUGCUUAGAUACAGUCCCCCAGGCCUCAGGAAUGAGCCAGUCAGAGUCCCAGCCACUUUUCCACCUGCAGCUACAAAGGGAAAAGCUCACCUCCGAGAACCGUGCCCAGAACCAUCCAGGCAACCAGAACCAGGGUCACCAGACCGCGUGGCCUAAUUACAAUCCCCUCAAUCCAAUUCAGAACACAUUUAACGGCUCAGUACCUGAAGGUGGAGGUGGAUCACAGGGGCUGGGCUCUUUCCCCUUCCUAGAGGGAAUGGAAGGGGAUGAUUUUCUGAAGGGCCUGGGCAUAGGGUCUCAAACUGUCUUCCAGCUGAAGCAGGAGCCACAGAGCACAGUGGGACAAGAGACUCAUGCUUCUCUCAUGCAAUCCCCAAGGGAAAGCCAAGGAAAUACUUACACCAACUUGCUUCCUCGUCCUAUGAGCAAUGGCACCAACAUGGAUCUAAUGAGGCCAGAUGGUAGUGGCAACAACCAGCCUCUCAAAAAUGUGCAAAAUCCUUAUUCAAACAACGGCAUGCCCUCUGAUGGCCACUACCAAAAUUUGGCUGACUGGUUCAAAGCAACUCAGCAAAGUGACUAAAAGGAGUAACUUUUUCUGGUAACAAGUAAUGAACAGAAGCAGUUCCAAAGAAUGCACUGGUCUUGUUUAGCUUUGCAAAGCCAGAACAUUUGCUUCACCUGUUCUUGCCCUGUGAGGCUCACUGGGCAUUUGCUUGGGUUCUUAUCAGUGGGCAUAAGAACAAAUUCACUGGUAGCCAAUAGGAUCCAUAACCAGACAAAAGGCAUUGUUUCUAGAUGGUACACUUGAUUAGGGACUAGUUCAUUUUCUUAGCAAAGACAUCACCAAGAAUGCUUUCUAUACCUAAUUGACCAUGGUGUUUGGUAAACUGUCAAUGGUCACUGCUUUCCAGUAUUAAUCCGGAAAGACACCUUUCUCCAGAAAAUGAUCAAAUUCGAUUCACAGUUUCAAAGCCUUACCACAUUUAUAUCAAGUAUGUGUUGUUCACAUGUUGUUCACCGUUAACCUGAGGUGCAAGUUACACUGUCAUUCUAAUUACGCCCCCAAAUUGACUGAUUUGUUUGGCUUCUGGCUGCUGGUGUAACAGACGUUAGUGAUUUAGUGAUCAAUAAAACUGAGCUAACAUGAAACCUGGCUACUGCAAGGCUAAGACCCGAAUUCUGAUGAGCCAUGCCUUAGUUUGUAAUGAUAACCUCAUCAAACAACAUGUUGAUAGUUUCCAAGCCAAAGUUAGAUUUACGAAAAGUGAAUGUACUUUUUUCUUUAUUUUUCUUUCUCAGGUGAAGUUGGAUUCACUGUCAACAUACUGUAUAGUAAUCAACGUUUUGCUGGGGUGUGUAAGCUUGAAAAAAAUGGGGAUAAAUGGAUGAUUUUUGGAUUUUGAAAACACAGCUUAAAAAUGGCUUAUCAUGUAUACUUUUAUUGCUUUGUAAACGACUCUUAGACAUACUGUUUUAUUGAUUUUCUUAGCAGAGUAUUUGCUGAUAAGUGCACUCUGUACAUACAUGUUAGCCAUAGUUGAGAGUGAAAGCAAUAACCAUGCUGAAACGCUCAAGAACUGGCAAGGUACCGAAAUUUCCAUUGAGGAAGUUGGGGGAAGCACUUUGAGUGUUGUCCUUCCUUUGUAAUGACUAUGUCAUACCAGUGAUCACAUGUGUUCUUCAGAGUUCUCAGAGCAUUUCUACCAGAUGUUUUAGAAAUACAGAUGUUCAUUUUGUGUUUUAUUGUUGAUUCAUUCAUUCAGCUGAUGCUCACAGCUUCACAGAGCAGUUUGCUUAUGGAUUUGUGGCUGAUAAUGAACAAACACUGGCUUUUCAGCAGCGGGCAGUGAUCUGACAGCAGCCUGCAGGGCUGCUCUGUCCCAUUUAGCCUAGUUCAUUUUAGCAUGUUGUUUUUUACUUGUAUGCCUCCCUAAAGCUUUUUGGUUUUAAAUGAAAUUAAAUAUUUUGAUGACUACUUACUA
Messenger RNA from Larimichthys crocea (large yellow croaker), 3413 nucleotides. It is a transcript of the gene rel, whose product is annotated as v-rel avian reticuloendotheliosis viral oncogene homolog. Gene Ontology annotation, molecular function: RNA polymerase II cis-regulatory region sequence-specific DNA binding; DNA-binding transcription factor activity, RNA polymerase II-specific. Gene Ontology annotation, cellular component: cytoplasm; nucleus. The record is from RefSeq and is marked provisional. Gene Ontology annotation, biological process: innate immune response; cellular response to stress; response to cytokine. NCBI's taxonomy places the organism in Eukaryota, Metazoa, Chordata, Actinopteri, Sciaenidae.